AUGGCCGGCGGUGGUUUUACUGGUCCGCCGGGCAGCAAGGACUAUCCCGGCAAGAUGACUGGGUAUGUCUUCCUCGCCUGUCUCGUCGCCUCCUCCGGCGGUCUCAUCUUCGGUUACGACAUCGGCAUUUCCGGCGGAGUGACGUCGAUGGACUCGUUUCUGACGAAGUUCUUUCCGGAGGUGUACCGCAAGGAGCAGCGGGCGACAGGGAGCAAUCAGUACUGCGAGUUCAACAGUCAGCUGCUGACGACGUUCACCUCCUCGCUGUAUCUGGCCGCUCUCGUCGCCUGCUUCUUCGCGUCCACCAUCACGCGCGUCUUCGGCCGCAAGCUUUCCAUGCUCGGCGGCGGGCUCAUCUUCAUGGUCGGCGCCAUCAUCAACGGGGCCGCCAGGAACGUGGCCAUGCUCAUCGUCGGACGCAUCCUGCUCGGCCUCGGCAUCGGAUUCACCAACCAGUCGGUGCCUCUGUACCUCUCGGAGAUGGCGCCCCCGCGGCACCGGGGGAUGCUGAACAUCGGGUUCCAGCUGAUGAUCACGAUCGGCAUCUUCAUCGCGAACCUGAUCAACUACGGGACGUCGAAGAUCAAGGGGGGCUGGGGCUGGCGCGUGGGGCUGGGCCUGGCCGUGGUGCCGGCGCUGAUCAUGACGGUGGGGUCCCUCUUCCUCCCGGACACCCCCAACUCGCUCAUCGACCGGGGCCACAAGGACGAGGCCCGGACCAUGCUGCGACGCGUGCGGGGCACCGAUGACAUCGCCGCGGAGUUCGAGGACCUGGUGCAGGCUAGCGAGGCGUCCCAGGCCGUGAAGCACCCGUGGUCGGCCCUGAUGCGCCGGCGCUACCGCCCGCAGUUCAUCAUGUCGUUCAUGAUCGGCGGGCUGCAGCAGCUGACCGGGAUCAACGUGGUGAUGUUCUACGCGCCCGUGCUCUUCAAGACCCUCGGGUUCGGCGCCGAGGCCUCCCUGAUGUCGGCCGUCAUCACCGGCCUCAUCAACGUCUUCUCCACCCUGGUGUCCGUCUUCACCGUCGACCGCAUCGGCCGCCGCGUGCUCUUCCUGCAGGGCAGCGUGCAGAUGACGGCGUCCCAGGUGGUGGUCGGCGCGCUUAUCGGGGCCAAGUUCGGCACGGACGGCAUCGGCACCAUCUCCAGGGGCUACGCCAUCCUCGUCGUCGUCUUCGUCUGCCUCUUCGUCUCCGCCUUCGCCUGGUCCUGGGGCCCGCUCGGCUGGCUGGUCCCCAGCGAGAUCUACCCGCUGGAGAUCCGCUCGGCCGCGCAGAGCAUCACCGUCUCCGUCAACAUGCUCUUCACCUUCCUCGUCGCCCAGAUCUUCCUCCCCAUGCUCUGCGCCUUCAAGUUCGGCCUCUUCUUCUUCUUCGCCGCCUGGAACAUCAUCAACUUCCUCUACAUCGCCGUCCUGCUCCCCGAGACCAAGGGCAUCCCCAUCGAGGAGAUGUCCCGCAUCUGGAAGCAGCACUUCAUCUGGUCCAGGUACGUCACCGCCGGCAGGAAUAAGCCGAUGAAGAUGGUCAUGACAAGCACCCAACCGCCGAAGAAGUAGAAGAGGCCGAACUUCAAGCGGCAGAGCAAGGUGAGGAAUGCCUGUCCAAUUAUGAAGGUGAAGAACAUGUUCACCGACACGUUAAUGCUUUGGCCGGCGGAUCGGAUUUCGAGGGGGAAGAU
Messenger RNA from Ananas comosus (pineapple), 1679 nucleotides. RefSeq names its product sugar transport protein 1-like. Gene Ontology annotation, cellular component: membrane. The coding region runs from base 1 to 1557 and encodes 518 amino acids. The record is from RefSeq and is a predicted model, not a curated record. Gene Ontology annotation, molecular function: monosaccharide transmembrane transporter activity. The transcript is spliced from 4 exons. Gene Ontology annotation, biological process: monosaccharide transmembrane transport. NCBI's taxonomy places the organism in Eukaryota, Viridiplantae, Streptophyta, Magnoliopsida, Poales, Bromeliaceae.